Messenger RNA from Nomia melanderi (Alkali bee), 4271 nucleotides. The record is from RefSeq and is a predicted model, not a curated record. Lineage: Eukaryota; Metazoa; Arthropoda; Insecta; Hymenoptera; Halictidae.
UUCGCACCAAGGAAAACAAUUUUUUACCAUGUUUGUCUUGUGGUUAUUUACUUUUGAAUGUGUGUGUGUGUGUGUGUGUGUGUGUGUGUAUUUGAAUUCUGGCGUUCGUUUGAACGCCGGGAAGUAGAUACGAGCGUGGAGAAAACAAUGAAGACGAUGUCAGUUGAAAGACGACUGUCGGUAAGGAACUGCGGGUAAUGUCAAAUGGUACAAUGAGAAAAUUGACAAGUAACCUAAACAGCUUCACGUUUACUUAACGCGAUAUCAUUUCGCGGAUAUUUCGAUCGUGGGGAUGAGUAACGAUGCCUCUUCGUCGAGGAGUGAUGUGUCUUCCUUUGAGGCAUCUACAACGAACCUGGAGGAGGAAUUUAACUCUCAAGCUUCCGUUGAUAGGGACGCUAAGAGACCGAGACUGUCGGUCGCGAACAGCAUAGCCAAGAAGUGUGGCAACGGCGUCGGUUCCGCGGAGGGCGUCAUCGGCAGCGUUAGUGGCGGAAACGGCGGCAGCGGCGGUGGCAUGGAUUGCAUGCCCCUGCGGCCGGGCCCCUUUCACUAUUUGAUAAGCGAGCAGGCCAAGUCUUUGGUGGCCCUGCAGGAGCUGCAGAAUGAGGUCGGAGCUCUACUCGAAUUCCGGGACCUCGUCAUGGAGACGUUCCCAAACCUCCGGCACAAGAUGGCCGCGACGGCGUCCGCGGGAGCGUCCGUGAUAUCGUCCACCUGCGCGCAGAACUCGCACAUCCCUUUGCCACUCUCCAGCCCGUCGUCGCGAAGGAUCAACGAAUGGGAGCCGGGGAAGGUUAGAAGACGGAUACCGAGGGAAGGCGGCGAGUCCUCGUCAUCUUCCUUGCCUAGAAGCCGUAGUAAUUCCCACAGCGGCGGUACCAAGAACAACUGCAGUGCCACGGUCCAGGAUUCCGGCUUCAGCACGGAGACGUCGUCGAAGGACAGCGCGUCGACGGCGAUAGCGCCUAGACCGAACAGUCCUCGUCCGGCCAUCCUGGACGAGGCGGAGGACGAGCUAUGGAAUCUCUUAGACGUGAUCCAUCGGAAAGGGAUCAGGCUUAGAGAGGAAGUGGAAUGUCUUCAGGGUCGGUUGGAGAGCGUAGCGCCGGAAGAUUUAGCCUCGACGGAUAUCCUGGACGCCGUGAAGGAUAUCGCGUUCUUGGGUGGCGAUAGAACGGCUGGAAUAGACGCCGAGGAUGGCAAAGAGGACAAUUCUCAAGUGAUAGCGCUUAGAAGAGAAAAGGAACAGCUGCUGGAUAAGGUAGCUGAGUUAGAGGCCGAGACGAUAUCGAGUCGCGCGAGGGCGCAGGAGCUGCAGUCGGAGUUAGCCGCGCUGUCCGCGCUGAAGAGUGGUCUGGAGGAUAGGCUGAGGGCAGGACUGAACGAUUCAUCCUCAGACAUCCUCACGCCCGGUGCACAACGGCUUCAACCGAUCGCUCCCGUGGUGUCUUCGCCGAAGAGCAACAACGUCAGUAACAUUAAGAGCAAGUCUUCUGCGUUCGCCUCGGUGGCGACGUCCGCGAAGGCACACAAGAGCCGCUUCAGGACGAGGACUAUCGAGAAAAACGUGUUGCUGGAUGUCAACGCUCACAACGACGAGCUGCGAGACAUCGAUGUCGAGGCGAACGUGAAGGAGAGAAGAGCGAGGCUGGGCGCUUUGGAUUCUGUCCUCGUGUCGCCUACCAGGGUUGCGCACGUCAAGGACGUCGAUUCGAAGAAGAUCGCUGCCAUUCUACGCGAACACUCUCCGCUUGAGCUGCAGCGGCAUUUAAUCACUACUACCGUCCAUAAUCAGGUCCUACAAAAAAGGUUAUACGAAGUACAGAAGAGCACGGAAACCCUAUCCGGGCGGCUAGAUAAGGCGCGCGAGGAGAACGACGACUUACGUUUUCAGCUAGAAGAAAGAAAUAUCGAGUUAGAGGGUACGCGGGCACGGGUCCGCGUGUUAGAGCGGCUUCAACAACGUCCUCCAACUGAGAUCGAUCCGGACGUGGAUGCGGAUCAGCCUAGAUGCGAGCAGGCCGGUCUGGAGCCUGGCAGCAGCACGGAGUCGGCUCGCGACCACCAUCAAGCAGUGGAAGUAAAGCCGUCACCCCGUCGGCGUCCUAGUCGUAUACCUUUGCCCGGUUUGACGUCGAAGGCAACAGCACCCAGGCCGCCUAGCCACGGGAGGAACGACAGCAAAGAGUCGUUGAAGUCGCUGACGAGACCUCCGCGCGAUUCUAGUCGUGACAGCCACGGUGGCAAGUCCCUAUCGAAAGCGCGCGACUCGAGCCGGGACUCGCUGGGCAACAAAAGCUUGACGAAGAAUAGUAGCAACGGGAGCGGCGGCGGCAGCGGCGGUGGCGGUAGCAAUGGGAACGUGAACGUGAACGUGAACGGAAACGGGAACGGGAACGGAAACAGCAAGGAGACGAACAGGGAGUCCCUGAACAGGUCCCUGCCGCGUAACAAUUCCAGCCGAGACUCCUUAAACAAAUCCUCCUCGCUGUCCCGCGCCCGUGACUCGCUGGAGUCAAACAACCUCGGCACGUCCUCAUCCCCGGGGACGACUCCUCCUCGACGACCGCCCGCUCCUGCACGCCGUUCCUACAGCCUGGCCCGCGCGUCAACGUCCAUUGAGUCCGAGAACGGCAAGGUACGACCUGUAAAGCAAUUCUUUUGGACCAGCUGGCUGAAGUCGUCGUUGUCCAAUGGCCCGACGUGCACCGAGCCACCGAGUUCCUGGUGCUCAACGAACGGUAGCUUCCGGCACAGCGACUCAUCCUUGUACCCGGACUCGCUGAACCAAGAAACGUCGUCGAUGACCGGGUCCACCAGAGUUGAGUUCAUAAUCGGCUCACCUACCAGGCGUUUCCGUCAGAGCUCCGUCUGGCCUCAUCGUUACUUCGACAGCAUCGACUCCACCGCGAUGCUGCCCGAGAGCUUACUGACCGACGAAUUCUCCCUGAACCACGGCGAGGCGCUCGCCGAAGAUUUCAUAGUACUGAUGCAUCUGCUGAAGGCCUCGUGUGGCAGUGGGAUACUUUUCUUACCGAAUGGCUUCAGAAGAGCGGGCUACGUAUCGGCGAUAGCUUGCAGCGUCAUCGUGGGCCUGUUAUGCACUCACACUGUAGUCACGCUGGUGCGAUGCGCUCACGUGUUGUGCAGACGCAAUCGCAUACCGAUGCUGGAUUUCGCCAAAACAGCGGAGCUCUCGUUUCAGUGUGGCCCAAAACGAAUUCGAAAGUACGGGAAAAUCUUCGGCAUUUUUACGAACGUUUUCGUCUGCAUCGUCCAGUUCCAGACGGCUGUGAUAUACAUACUAUACGUCUCCACCUCCUUUCAGCAAGUUAUCGAGUUCUUCUCCGGCAUCGAAAUGAAUGUGCGAAUCUACAUAUUGGCUCUGAUCCCCUUCAUCUGCCUGCUUGGCUUCCUUCCUAACUUGAAAUACCUGGCUCCUUUUUCCGUAAUCGGAUUUUUAUUCAUGUUCAUCGGUAUUUGGGUCACAUUUUACUAUCUGUACGACAAUUUUCCCGAUCCCCGACGGCUGCCAGCGUUCACGUACUGGUUGUCCGUGCCGAUGUAUUGCACUUUGAUGCUGUAUGCUCUGCACAACGUUACCCUUUGCUUACCUUUGGAGAACUGCAUGAAGAAUCCGAUGCGAUUACCGCGACUGAUAAAAUGCAACAUGCUAAUCAAUACUUGCCUCUACACAAUAUUCGGGUUCCUCGGUUACAACAAGUACAUGGACAUGACCUGCGACACGGUGAUCAAGAACUUGCCGAUAGAGGACGCGCUAGCACAAUCGAUCAAGGUUGCCAUCUCUUUGUCCGUCCUGUUCUCGUUCGGAUUAUCUUACUACGUGCCGAUCACGAUAUUCUGGCCGAUGAUCGAAGCAAGGUUUAAAACUUACAAAUAUUCCAAGGCGAUAGUUCGUUUAAGUGGAAUAUUCUUAAUAACGUUAUUGGCCAUCGCGAUUCCAAUCAUGGUUCCUUUACUCGGUCUCCUCGCAGCGGUAAGCAUAAGCACGGUAAUGCUACUGAUCCCGAUACUAAUCGAGACAGCCACGAAAUGGGAAAAGGCCACUCGGUUUCUCUUAGCGAAAAACAUCGGCAUAUCUGUUGUCUGGAUACUUCUGUUGACGUUUGGAGCAGCCGAAAGCUUCCUGUCUAUCAUCAGAGAAUACAAUGGCGGUAAGAGAAAAGGAUGUUAAUUCGUUAAUCACUGUUAGCGUGACAAAUAGCAGUAGCCAAUGUUUAUACAAGAAUUGUAUCAUAAUUAUUGUA